Molecule: messenger RNA, 2334 nt
Organism: Balaenoptera musculus (blue whale)
Lineage: Eukaryota; Metazoa; Chordata; Mammalia; Artiodactyla; Balaenopteridae
Product: serum amyloid A-2 protein-like
Exons: 3
Coding region: 1908-2198 (96 amino acids)
Cellular component (GO): extracellular region
Source: RefSeq, a predicted model, not a curated record
UGGGGGGAUGGCACCCAAGGGCCUCUGGGAUUCACCCUGAGCACUCUUAAGGGUUGGAGCUACUGUCUUAGGCGGUGCUGCCCUAUGUGGUAGAAGGUGCCAGGUGUUUGGGGAGCUUUUAUUCAGACAGAUUGAAAACCACAGGAUUUAUGUCAAUCAGUUACUAGAGAAAGAACAAUCAUCAUUCCCAGCUGAAAUGGAAGUUUGACUGGAAGACACAAAGUAAGUCUUGAAAUGGUACAGCAUUUCCCUCAGACCAAUUGCAUGAAGUAGGAUGAAAGCUAUCCAUCUAUUUCCCUUCUCUUCUUCUCUCCCUCCAUCCAUUUCUCCCUUCUUCCCUCCCUUUCUCUCCUCCUUCCUUCCUUCCUUCCACUCUUCUUCUUCGCUUCCUUCUUACCUUCCAUUUCCUAAUUGGAUAAUUCAGGGACCUUCAGCUUAGCUCUUGCUCCUGCUUCCUAUACUCAGUGACACUGUCCCUGGUUUAGUCUGUUUCCCACCCUUUUCUAGCCUUUUAACUGACCAAAAAAACCGUGUGCGACCGUGGGGGGGAACCUAAUAACAUAUAUCAAGCUUCCAGUAGGAACUCGGCCCUUACAUGCACUUCAGGGUGACCUACUCUCCUGCUUUGCCCAGGUCUGAGGAGUUUUCCAGGACACUUUCAACGUUAACUGGGGCAGUUCCAGGAAAACAGGGGCAGUUCUGGUUAGGCUGGGACAGUUGGUCACCUACUUACCUGCAGAAUAUCUCCGUGAGGGAGGCAUCUUCCCCCAUCUGAAGGGGAGAAAACCGAGGCUUAGAGCAGCCGAGUCCGUUGCCCAGGGACUAAGUGCCAGUCAGCAGGUGGCAGGACAGAAGUUUGAACCCAGCUGUGCAUGAGGCCAAAGCUCUUGCUGGGUAGACUUGUCCUAGUACCACUUUCUCAAGCUGAGGGCUAGUCAAUCUCAGCUGCAUGUUGGAUUCACCUGGGGAGCAAUGAAAACUAUUGAUGCCCGAGACCCACCCCAGAGAGUGUGAGGUAAUUGGCCUGGGGUGUGAGGUAGGUCUCAUGGGACUUUCAGUACCUCCCCAGAUGAUUGGCAAGUGUAACCAGGCUGAGGAAAAGACCCACUGCUCAAGGGCUUGCUUCCUCAAGCAGCCCACAUCAUCAAUACCGUCCACUAGAAAGUUCUCAAGAUGCCAUUCACGUGUCUAACAGGCAGGGGAAUCAAGUCACAAUUAGCACAUUCGCGCAGCAGGAAUACAUUUCUUAGGCGUCAGAGCAGAGGUGCUGCAUGUCUGCCCCUUGCUCAGAAUCUGUCUUCCAUGUCACCUCCUCACUCACCCAAGUCCCCUGGAUCUUAUCCUAUGCAGCUUCCUUUUAUAACAGUGGUUCGGGGCCAAGGCAAUUUUGUGUCCUGGAGAUAUUUGGCAAUGUUUGGAAACAUUUUUGGUUGUCACACUUGGGGAAUAAGUUGCCCAUUAGUGGGUAGAAGUCAGGGAUGCUGUUAAACGUGUUACAAUACCCAGGACAGCCCUGAACAACAACGAAUUAUCUGGCUUAAAAUUUCAAUAGUAUGAAGCUGAGGAAUCCUGCCCUAUAGUGAUAGCUCCCUUCUCUCCUUUAAACAUAUCACACAGAGCCCUAAGUGAGAUGCAGUCCAGAGACGGCAUCAUAGGGGCCAGACAACCAGGUCCAACACAGCUGUGCCCCUCCCCCCAUAACGACUCUCAUUCGAGUUACCAGGAGCAGGAAACUAGGCACAAAGAAUGCUCUUCUCAACCUAUGGCACUCAUGGUGCUAUGGCCACAGGAUGAAACUGAGUCAGUGGAAGAUUUUUCAUUCCUUGAUUCUUCUCUAAGGUGUGUCACAGCUUUCUGUCCACCUGAUAAUCCUUUCUCUAUAUGCAUUCCUCCCAGGGGCUAAAGACAUGUGGAGAGCCUACUCUGACAUGAGAGAAGCCAAUUACAAAAAUUCAGACAAGUACUUUCACGCCCGGGGCAACCGUGACGCUGCCGAAAGGGGACCUGGGGGCGUCUGGGCUGCUAAAGUGAUCAGCGAUGCCAGAGAGAGUAUUCCGAGAGUCACAGACUUUUUUAAACAUGGAGACAGUGGCCACGGACUGGAGGACUCGAGGGCCGACCAGGCUGCCAAUGAAUGGGGCCGGAGCGGCAAAGACCCCAAUCACUUCAGACCUCGCGGCCUGCCCGACAAGUACUGAGCUACUUCUCCCUCUGCUCAGGAGACAGGGCUCAAGGGAGUGGGGACAGUGCUGAGCUAGGUUGCUAUAUUCUGUAUCUGUAGUUCUUUAUAGUUGAUAAAGAGCACAUAAAAAUGUUUAACAAAUGCUUGUGAAA